Plasmodium inui San Antonio 1 is the source of this 2556-nucleotide messenger RNA. RefSeq names its product adenosinetriphosphatase. Bases 1 to 2556 code for a protein of 851 amino acids. The record is from RefSeq and is a predicted model, not a curated record. Gene Ontology annotation, cellular component: intracellular anatomical structure. NCBI's taxonomy places the organism in Eukaryota, Apicomplexa, Aconoidasida, Haemosporida, Plasmodiidae. Gene Ontology annotation, molecular function: RNA binding; RNA helicase activity; ATP binding. The transcript has a single exon.
AUGGACCCAGUGGUGGACGGCCUAUCCGAAAAGAACGCGGAGGCCGCGAACGGGAAUGGGGACCCGCCAGCCUCAAGUGAAAGCGCCAAAAGGAAAGACGCACCCACGUUAAGUGACGAUUAUAGCAGUAAGAAGAAGGCAAAGGUGGGCGAUGUGUUAAAGGGAGAUCCCUUUGAGGAAGGUGAAGAGGAUGGACAAACGAGGGGAGGGAAAAAUAAGGCCGAAGUGAGCUCAUACGACGAAGAGGAGAAUCCAGGUUCUGCACACAGCUGUGGUAACAAUCAAGAGAGUGACGCCAAACAGGGUGAUCACAGUAGUCAUGAGAGUAACAACGAUGAGGGGGAGAAGGAGGCGCAUAAUGAGCAGAACAGGAAUGAACAGAAAAGUGAUGGGGAAGAUAUCCCCAUGGAGGAACACCCCAAGGAAAGCGACCCAAAGUCCGAAACACCCCUUGGAAGCGGAAUACCAAUGGGGGAAGCCUCCUACCAAAGGGGUGCAGAAGCUGGCGGAGGCGAACCAGAAACCCAACUCCUAAACAAACUGACCAACGAACGAUACAGCGAAAGGUACCUCCAGCUGCUGGAAGAAAAGAAAAAACUUCCAGCAUGGAGUGCCAAAAGGAACUUCCUAAAGCUCUUUAAAAAAAACGACGUACUCAUUAUCGUAGGAGAUACGGGAAGUGGAAAGACAACACAGAUAUCGCAAUUUGUGUUGGAAUCCAAAUUUGCAGAAAAGAAGUCCAUAGCUGUGACGCAACCAAGGAGAGUAGCUGCCAUGAGUGUAGCAGCAAGAGUUUCAGAAGAAUUAGAUGUAGAACUAGGGACGUAUGUAGGGUACACCAUCAGGUUCGAAGAUCGGUCUAGUACAAAAACGGUCAUUAAAUAUCUGACGGACGGUAUGCUGUUGAGAGAAUCCAUGUAUGACCCCUUGUUAAAAAGAUACAACACAAUUAUUCUGGACGAAGCUCACGAGAGGACCUUAGCUACGGACAUCCUCUUCGGAGUUAUAAAAAACAUACAAGAGCAGAGGAACGAUUUGAAACUAAUUGUCAUGUCAGCAACACUAGAUGCGGGGAAGUUUCAGAAGUUUUUUACUGGCUCACAGAUAUUAAACAUCCCAGGGAGGCUAUACCCAGUGGAGAUUUUCUAUACCCUACAGGCAGAGAAGGAUUACAUAAGGGUAGUUAUCAGGACGGUAUACGACAUCCAUGUUAAUGAGGACGAUGGAGAUAUUCUUGUUUUCCUCACUGGAGAGGAAGAAAUCGAAAUGACGAAAAAGGAGAUUGAGAAGUUAGUUUCCAAGAAUAGCAGUGCCGGUCAGUUGGUAGUGUUACCCCUCUAUUCUUCAUUACCAUCGACACAGCAACAGAAAAUAUUCGAACCGGCACCCCCGCCAAGAUUUAAAGGAGACAAAAUGGGAAGGAAGUGUAUCCUAUCCACUAACAUCGCAGAAACGUCUCUCACUAUAGAAGGAAUCGUCUAUGUUAUCGACCCUGGGUUUUCAAAACAGAAAGUUUAUAAUCCAAGGGCAAGAGUAGAAUCUUUAUUGAUCGCUCCAAUUUCGAAAGCAUCCGCUCAGCAGAGAGCUGGAAGAGCAGGAAGAACAAAACCCGGAAAAUGUUUUCGCCUCUACACAGAAAAAUGUUUCGAGCAAACAUUACCCGAACAGACCUACCCAGAAAUUUUAAGAUCCAACUUAGGUUCUGUUGUCUUAAAUUUAAAAAAGUUAGGAAUCGAUGAUUUAGUUCAUUUUGAUUUUAUGGACCCACCGGCACCAGAGACGCUGAUGAGAGCCCUAGAACAGCUUAACUGCUUAGGGGCAUUAGAUGAUGAAGGAGAAUUAACACAGAAGGGACACUUCAUGUCUGAAUUUCCCGUAGAUCCCCAGCUAGCCAAAGUGUUAAUUGAGUCCCCAAAUUAUUCCUGCUCCAGUGAAAUACUAACCAUUGCAGCCAUGCUUUCUGUUCCUUACUGUUUUUUAAGGCCAAAAGUUAAAGGCAAAGAAGCGGACGAAAUGAAAACGAGAUUCUCACACCUAGAUGGAGAUCACCUAACUCUUAUGAAUGUGUUCCAUGUCUUCGUCAAGUAUCACCGAAUGGAUAUAAAUGCCUCUAAAAAAUUUUGUUAUGAUUAUUUUUUAAAUCAUCGAGCUAUGACAUCUGCCCAGAAUGUUAGAAACCAACUCAUCAGAACAAUGGAAAAGAUGGACCUAAAAAUUGUCUCUAUGAACCCAUCCAAUCCUGACUACUAUGUCAAUAUAAGGAAAGCCCUGCUCAGUGGGUUCUACCAGCAAGUGGCCUACAAAACUAGCAAAGGGUACUACAUCACGGUGAAGGACAUCCAAAUUGUCACUCUGCACCCUUCAACGGUCUUUCAAAUAAACCCUGAAUGGGUCAUGUAUCAUGAACUUAUAUUAACCACAAAGAAUUUCAUAAGGACAGUCUCCAAAAUUGAGGGGAAGUGGCUGCUUGAGAUUGCUAGAAGUUAUUAUGACUUGGACGACCUUCCAAACAGCGAGGCAAAGAAUGAAUUACGCAUGAUUCUUAGGAAGUCCUAA